This is a messenger RNA of Xyrauchen texanus (razorback sucker), 1900 nucleotides long. Its product is annotated as ubiquitin carboxyl-terminal hydrolase MINDY-1-like. Gene Ontology annotation, biological process: protein K48-linked deubiquitination. Gene Ontology annotation, cellular component: cytosol; cell periphery. The record is from RefSeq and is a predicted model, not a curated record. The annotation marks the transcript as partial. Gene Ontology annotation, molecular function: cysteine-type carboxypeptidase activity; cysteine-type deubiquitinase activity; K48-linked deubiquitinase activity. NCBI's taxonomy places the organism in Eukaryota, Metazoa, Chordata, Actinopteri, Cypriniformes, Catostomidae. The transcript is spliced from 6 exons.
GAGAGUGGAGAGAAAGACGUGCGCCUGCAUCAGCCUGACGGAUAUAGCUCUAAACCCGUGGAUUUAAGCCUGACAGACUCACUAUUUUAUUUCAUCUCACGUUAUAUAUCUUAAGAAAAAAGCAGAACAUUAAAAGAAAAAAGAAAAAAAAAAAAAACAGGCACAAAAGGUCGCAAUGGUGAGUUGCAGCUGUUAUAUAUAAGAUUUGGAAAGGUUUGUCACAUUCAAAAGCUGAUUCCAGAAAAUAUUCUUGACCUCCAGUGAUUCACCCUUCAAUGGUCAGCUGAAACCAAGGGUGCUGCAACUGGCGUUUACUUCUGGGUCUUUAUGUUAUCAUAUGUUACUAUUCCGAAAAUAGAUUUGCAAGCCAUUUAUUUUCUCUGAACAAGGCUCAUUUUCAUGCCCACUUCAGAAUUAUAAAAUAUUGCAUUGGCGUUCUACGUGUUCCCAGAAUUAGUCAACUCAAAAACAAUACUACUAAGGUGUGCAUAAACUUCCACUCGAAAUGUUUUGCUUGCUUCAUUCUCAUGAUGGAUGUGGAAUGAAAGCAUAACUAUUAAGGAAGUCCCACGUUUUCAAUUUAAAAAGGAAUUGACUCCUUUCAAAUUUUUCAAGCAGUUGCUUUUAUAUACAAAAAGUGCCAAAUUUAUAGGACUUUUUAGUGUGCUUAAACUCAGGAAAAUGAAGUAAAAAGUUUCUUGGCGUGAAAUAAAGCAAACCAUCACUGCCAGGAUCAAUUAGGUCAGAAAAGGGGUUUUUAAAAACCUGUUUGCUGUUCCAUCUGAGUUUUGAUUUGGCUUGUUAGUUGGAAGCACACGUUAGUAUCUCGCCUGUUAGGUCAUGGCAGAUUCUUGCUCAGACACCAUUGAUGGUGAGAUUUUAGGCAUUUCUGAAGGACAGAAGUUAAACGCCACCAAAAAUGAGGACUUUGACUCUGCUGGACCACAAGAGAAGGAAAUCAGCCAAAAAGAGGGUGUCACAGAUGUUGUGGGUUCCACUGAGCAAUCAUCCGUUGGGAGUAUUCCACAUGUUAUGAAAGAUAACACCACACCACGCAAAGAUCCUCCUACAACCACAUCUUCUCUUGAAGAUGACGGUAAAACAGCUCAGUCGCUCUCAGUGACCAGUAGGAGCCAAGACAAAACUGAUGAUUCCGAAAUCAUCAAUAGCCAAUCCUACACACCCAGUCAGACGCCCACUUUUUCCAUGGCUAGUGUGGAAUUCUCAGAGGAGAGUAAUGUGAUACCUCCUGAUGGACAUUUGAUUUCAACUAAAUCUUCUCAGGAUGGCGAUAACCAGUUGUCACCUGAUCAAGUGCCCUCUCAGGAGGGGAAUGAUGCCGGGGCCUGUGCUGGUGGAGCUGCGAGGGUUAUGGCAUCAGAGCCAAGCAUGCCAGCGUAUUAUUUUGUCAAGUGGAUUACCUGGAAAGAGAAGAAGACUGCGAUCAUCACACAAAGCGAGAAUGGACCCUGCCCGCUGAUAGCCAUCAUGAACAUUCUGUUGUUGCGGUGGAAGGUCAAAUUGCCUGCUCAGUCAGAGGUGGUCACCACAGAAGAGCUGAUGGCUCAUCUUGGUGAAUGUGUGCUGUCCAUCAAACCACGAGAGAAAGCAGAGGGCAUGGAGCUCAAUUUUCAGCAGAACAUGAGUGAUGCGAUGGCCGUGCUGCCAAAAUUGUCAACAGGCCUCGACGUUAAUGUCCGUUUCACGGGUGUGUCUGAUUUUGAGUACACUCCUGAAUGCAUCGUCUUUGAUCUGAUCGAUAUUCCACUCUACCACGGUUGGCUCGUAGAUCCACAGAGUCCUGAAAUGGUGUCUGCAGUGGGAAAGCUAAGCUACAACCAACUGGUGGAGAAGAUUAUAGACUUCAAGCACUCGACAGAUAGCAGUCAAGUCAGUGAAG